AUGGCAGUUCAGCCUCCCCAGAAGUCCCAGCAAGAAGGCAGCCCCCACUGCAGCCCCCAGGAAGGAGAGAAAGCAGUCGGGCUGAAGGGUGGUGGUGGCAGCCGUGGACACCUGGAUACGGAGGAGGGCCCUUACUGGACUCAGCCCCAGUGGAUGGACAAGAAGCUGCUGGCCACGCUGGCGACCCACGCCAUUUGCUCCUGCUGCCCGGUCACCGGCAACCUCACUCCUGCCAUCUCCUGGCUGAAAAACUACAAGGCGUUCCAUGCUGGGUAUCACAUCACGGCAUCCGCAUCAAGUUUAUUAUACGUCCACAAAAACCAUGCCAAAAUCUACAACUUUGAUCAAUAUGGGAAGGUCUUUACCCAUUCAUCAUUGCUUCAGCAAUAUCCAGGAAUAGAUAAUUGGGAAAGAAAUCACACCUAUAACAAGUCUUCAAUAUCCUUUAGCCAGGGCUCUACCCCAAGCUAUUACCAGGAUAUUUAUCUUGAAGACAAAAAUUAUCAAUGUCCUAAUUCUGAGAAAACCUCUAAUCAAGGCUCUAGCCAUAAACAAUAUCAGAAAAUUCAUUUUCCAGAGAACCAUUGCAAAUGUAAGAAAUGUGACAAAGUCUUUCAUCAACACUCAGAGCUUAUUUUCCAUCAGUGUAUUCAAGUUCAAGAGAAGUCUUAUGAAUGUGAUAAAUGUUUAGAAGCUUUUACCCAGGCAUCAAAUAACACUCAACCUCAAGGAAUCUAUUUUGGAGUAAAUUUAUACAGAUAUAACAAAUGUGAGAAAAUCUUUAGUCAUUCAUCAAAUCUAAAAAAAUAUGAGAUAAUCCAUAUUGAAGAGAAACCCUACAAAUGUAGUGAAUGUGGCAAAGCCUUUAAUCAUAGUUCACAUCUUACUGAACAUCAGAGAAUUCAUACUGGAGAGAAACCCUACAAAUGUAAAGUAUGCAGUAAAUCUUACACUCAUUCUUCCAGUCUUAUUCAGCAUCAGAGAAUUCACACUGGAGAGAAACCUUACAAAUGCAAUGAAUGUGGCAAAGCCUUUAAUCACAGUUCAAAUCUUACUCAACAUCAGAGAAUUCAUACCGGAGAGAAACCCUACAAAUGUGUAGAAUGUGGCAAAGCCUUUAACCGUAGUUCAGAUCUUACUGAGCACCAAAGAAUUCAUACUGGAGAAAAACCCUACAUAUGUAAAGCAUGCAGUAAAUCUUUUACUCGUUAUUCAACUCUUAUUCAUCAUCACAGGAUUCAUACUGGAGAGAAACCCUACAAAUGUAUAGAAUGUGGCAAAGCUUUCAACUAUGGUUCAAAUCUUACUGAGCACCAGAGAAUUCAUACUGGAGAAAAACCCUACAAAUGUAAAGCAUGUAAUAAAUCUUAUACUCAUUCUUCAAGUCUUAUUCAGCACCAGAGGAUUCAUACUGGAGAAAAACCUUAUAAAUGUGAAGAAUGUGGAAAAGCCUUUUACCUUAGUUCAACUCUUAGCCGACAUAAGAGAACUCACAGUAGAAAAAUUCUAUAG
Messenger RNA from Propithecus coquereli (Coquerel's sifaka), 1512 nucleotides. RefSeq names its product zinc finger protein 501-like. NCBI's taxonomy places the organism in Eukaryota, Metazoa, Chordata, Mammalia, Primates, Indriidae. The record is from RefSeq and is a predicted model, not a curated record. The coding region runs from base 1 to 1512 and encodes 503 amino acids. The transcript is spliced from 3 exons.